Molecule: messenger RNA, 627 nt
Organism: Iphiclides podalirius (scarce swallowtail)
Lineage: Eukaryota; Metazoa; Arthropoda; Insecta; Lepidoptera; Papilionidae
Source: the annotation of a GenBank genome assembly
AUGCUAAAUAUACAAUUUGGUCUCAAUAGCUUCACCCACCCGCAUGUCCGUGCGCGGCUCGAGAAGCAUAUGGGCUCAAAUCUCGUGCGGCUCACGGACAAGACCUACAUGACAGAUUUAGAGGAGAGGAUUCGCACUGUUAAUGAGGAAAACCUCAACAAGAGGAUAUCAAUGAGAGUUCUCGAUGAGAUGGAAAGACUGAAACGACUGAUUCUCGUAGGUAAAACUCCUCUCAAGGAGUGCCCACCUGAGUUACUACAACACCCCGUGUUCGUGUUUUGGCGAAUGGUGAAUAGGGAAGUUGCUAGAGCGUCAAAGAAGAGAGCGGACGCCUAUUACAGAAAAUUGAAAGCAUCACAAAAACUUGAACAAGUUAUUGGCGAAGAGGCGGAACCAGAAGAAGGUGACGAGGAAAACUUUAAGCUAACACCCGAACAACUCCUUAAAAAAUGUCACGAAGAGUUAGAAGAAUUGAAAACAGCUGAUAUAGAGAAAGGCGUUCGUUUCACCGAUGAACAAUUUGCUCAACUGAAAUACGAGACCAGUGAUAUUAAGACAUUGAAAAACCUAACAACGGUGGAAGAGCUGUACGCAUUGGCUGAUAAAAUCAUAGGCCAAAAACGUCUG